CAGAGAAUUAUGAGAGAGUAGACGCGUGUCAACGAUCUUGCACGUGCCACGCGAGCCAUUCCUUUGUAAUUAUAACGUUAAUUAUUACCGCAGCGGUUUAUACACAACUCGACUCAACAAUUUGUCGCGAUAUCUAUUCAGUUUCAGUACAUGAUACAAAUGUUAAUUAUUCUACGUCUACACGAUAUCGAUGUCGCGUACAAUUUAAGGAUUCGAUUCGUUCCCUCGCUCCUUUAUUGACGAUGAUAUAAGCGAACCACAUUCGAGAUGCUUCUAUUGUGCAUCAUUCGUUCGUCACCUAUAUAUCUCUUACAAUAUAAGUGUAACUCCGAAGAUCAUUCAAUAAUACCAAGAGAAUCUAUACUCCGACGUCCCAGCGUCGGUCGGCCUGCACCACUUUAUCAUUCGUUUAAAUCAAAGCUAGCCAAUGAUCGUCUCUCGCUCUUUUCCUGCACACGAUACAUGGCGUUCUUUAAUUAACUUCUCGAUUAAAAUAAAUCUGAAUGAAUUUAUAAUAUACAUGCCAUACUUAUGUACGUAUAUCAAAGACGGUUGCACGCAUCCACACGUCGUCUCGACCGUUUUCUGCCCCUAGAAAAAUAAUAACGACACUCGUGAUCGCGUAUCGCGUACGGAUAAAAAAUCUACGGUUGCACCACACUUAUAAAAAUAUUCACACACAUUUGUAUCCGACGUAAUCCGAAUCAUUAUAUUAUUCGGAAUAUUUGAAGCACAUCGACCUUGUGUCAUUGUUCUAAAUACGGGAUCGUUUAAAUUAACCAUGUACAAUCAUGUAUAGUAUACGUAUAUACCAAUGCAUUGGGAAUAUAUAAUACACGUCAUCCGCACGCGUGUGUGUGAAAAAAAAAAAAAAAUUACAGAGUCGAGUACGGCAACAUCCAACGCAGAUUGCGGUCUCUCUUUGCCCGGAAUGGUGUAACCGCAGGAAGGGGGUAUAUAGUGUGGUAUAAUACGGGAUACGUCGGCGAUGGAAGGGAACCGGGACGCCCGGCUAGUUUCAAUUCCUUCUGCCGGUAAUUCAAAGACUCAAAGUCUCGCGAUACUCGGAGCGAGUCGGCCAAUUAUUAUUCGGCUCACGCGCACACGCGCGAGUAAUAGAAAAUCGCAAAUCGCUUGUACCGUACGCAACGUUCGGUAAAACUCCUCGAAAACGAGUAUCGAAAUUCGCGAACAUCCCGAUAAAAUAAUCACCGGAUCCGCCGCGGACCGAUUGUACAGAAACGCGCAUCGGUAUCCAUUAUAUUCCGAAGGCGAACGUCGCGUGUUUAGCGCGUGGCUCGUAUACAUAUGUAUAUAAAAGCGGGGCGCUAGUUUUACCAAGUUCUUUCGCGCGGGUAGCCAUCGCGAGUGAGGCGUUUCACCAUGGCGGUUCGUGGUUGCGGCGGUGUAUGUAGGGCGUCGUUUUCAAUGUAACGAUAGAGACGCCGGGGGCGUCGGUAAAUCUUUUGCCAUUAUAUCGGAUUAUAAAUUCAAAAAGCGGAACGUGUACGCACACACACGGUAUUAUUCCCAAUCGAACGAUCCACGUGUACCGUAAACCUUGUGAAUAAUAAUCCAGUGCGCCGGGUAUCUGUACACGCGUUAUCCAUAAAUCGAUCGUUACAUUAUUCGAGCAAUCAACGUCUUCCAAUUACAUUUAAUCGGCGUAGGAAGGUGGAGUGAAUAACUACACAACGAACGACUUACGGUACACCACAUCGCGGAUCGACUUUAUUCUAUUCGGCCAGGUGCGGCCCCCGCCGCCGACACUGUUGUCCUACUGUACUGUACUCGCGGUGAAAGGAAUAAGAAAGACUUUGGGACACAUCGUCGCUGUUUCACGGUAUUACACCGAAGCCAAAAAGAGGAGUCUAGAGAGAUAGAGAGGCUCACGGGACGCACGCAAGUUCGAAGAAUAUAUAGAACUCCGAAUGUAUGUGAUAUUAAAAAUAGAAUGCCGGGGCACGCUUUUAGGCCCUAUGUACCGUUGAAAAAAAAAAGUUGAAAAAAAAGGAGAAAAAACUGUAACGUUACCUAUACGCGGACACUCUACGCUCUGGCUGUUCCGCCGCCCGUGAAGCCAGGCGAAACGUCGCAGUCAUCGGCGGCGAUCUGACGGUCCAUCAUCAUCCGAUUCUAUCUCGCUCCGCUCUAGUACGUGUAAAGUCGAACUGCGUACAGUGGUGCGAAGAAUUUGGACGUCGUAUAGACGAGAUCGUGGAACUUAAUUGAUCGUGGGGGAGGGAGGAGAAAUCGAUACCGGAAAGUAGAUAAAACAAGGAAGAGGAGAAGUGAAGAGUUUUUCGCCACGACGAUGUCUACGAUCGCGAUCACGACGACGAUGAUGCGCACCUUUCAUAGCGACUCGCGUUCCACGCGCCCGAAGGCGACUUAGCCUUGUGCCUACGGUGUCCCUCUUACGCGUACUUGUACCUACCUACCUACCUACCUACCUAGCCUAGCCUAGCACUCGACGCUUCGCAAGGACGAAAAAGUUUCGCGGCUCGUGCGGUUUUUAGUUUAGUUCGCCGAGUGUAACGCAGUUUGACCGGUGCCUCGCGUUAGCGUGCGUGGGACAUUACCGAUUUUAUCGCGCGUCCGUACCUCGUGUGAAAUCCGUUUUUUUUUUUCGCCUUCCGAACGCCGGCGGUGUGUGCCUCGAUCGGAAUAUCGUAUUGCUGCCCGCACGCGGUAUGGAGUCCGUGAGGGAUUUGAAGAGGAUUCUUUACGAGAGGACCGAGGCACUCAGGCGCCGUGACGAGGCCGUAGAGGCCCUCGAAAGAGCUUUGGACGAGCGGGACGCUACGAUUCGAGAUCUGCAAAAUGAAAUCGACAAGUUUCGCCAAAUCGUCGAGUACAGCAUGUCCGCCUGCCCCCUCGGACCGGAACAGAGAUCGAAGAGGCAGGCCAUAUCGGCGGAACCGUUGCGAAACGAUUCCAGACCUAUAGCGAAAUUUAGUAAACCCCAAAGGUCACGCGAGCUGAUCAAGGCUGCGAUCCUGGACAAUGACUUCAUGAAGAAUUUAGAACUGACGCAGAUCAGGGAGAUCGUCGACUGCAUGUAUCCCGUUACGUUUCCAGCUGGUUCGAUCAUCAUUCGAGAAGGAGAUGUCGGGUCCAUCGUUUUUGUCAUGGAAGAGGGUAAGGUGGAAGUUUCGAGAGAUGGGAAAUAUCUCAGUACGUUGGCAGCAGGUAAAGUCCUCGGGGAAUUGGCAAUUUUGUACAACUGUAAAAGAACAGCCACAAUAACAGCUGCGACCGACUGCCAAUUGUGGGCAAUCGAUCGACAAUGCUUCCAGACGAUAAUGAUGAGAACUGGACUUUCUCGACAAGCCGAAUACACGGAUUUCCUCAAGAGCGUCCCGAUAUUCAAAAACCUACCCGAAGAAACUCUCAUCAAAAUCUCGGACGUUUUAGAAGAGACCUUUUACAACAAUGGAGAUUACAUAAUCAGACAAGGUGCGAGAGGUGACACAUUUUUCAUCAUUAGCAGAGGACAAGUGCGUGUGACGAUCAAACAACCUGAUACGACGGAUGAAAAAUACAUCCGUACGUUGAGCAAAGGAGACUUCUUCGGGGAGAAGGCUUUGCAAGGGGAUGACCUUAGGACAGCUAAUAUUAUAGCCGAUGAUCCGGACGGUGUGAGCUGUUUAGUCAUAGACCAGGAAACGUUCAAACAACUGAUAUCUUCGUUGGACGAAAUACAAACUAGAUACAAGGAUGAACUGGUGGUGCGCAGAAGACUCAACGAGGAAUUCAGAGACUUACGGUUACAAGAUCUACGACCAUUGGCCACUCUGGGUGUGGGUGGUUUUGGAAGAGUAGAGCUCGUGCAAAUUGCCGGUGAUAAUAGUCGGUCGUUUGCAUUAAAGCAGAUGAAAAAGUCACAGAUAGUGGAAACUCGUCAACAACAGCACAUUAUGUCGGAGAAGAGAAUAAUGGGAGAAGCUGACUGCGAUUUUGUUGUGAAAUUAUUCAAAACUUUCAAAGAUAGAAAAUAUUUGUACAUGCUGAUGGAAGCCUGCCUGGGAGGAGAAUUAUGGACAGUCUUGAGAGACAAAGGACAUUUUGACGACAGCACGACUAGAUUCUACACAGCAUGUGUCGUGGAAGCUUUCGACUACCUCCAUUCUCGAAAUAUUAUCUACAGAGAUCUUAAGCCUGAAAAUUUAUUACUCGAUGGCCAAGGAUACGUAAAAUUAGUUGACUUUGGUUUUGCCAAACGUUUGGAUCAUGGAAGAAAAACUUGGACAUUUUGCGGUACGCCGGAAUAUGUUGCGCCAGAAGUGAUUCUCAACAGAGGACAUGAUAUCAGUGCAGACUAUUGGUCCCUGGGAGUUCUAAUGUUUGAACUCUUGACCGGUACACCGCCAUUCACUGGCGCGGAUCCAAUGAAGACCUACAAUAUAAUCCUUAAAGGAAUCGACGCCAUAGAAUUCCCGAGGUCGAUUACGCGGAAUGCAACUGCUCUAAUCAAAAAACUUUGCAGGGACAAUCCUGCGGAGCGCCUUGGUUACCAGAAAGGUGGUAUUAGCGAAAUUCAAAAACACAAAUGGUUCGAUGGUUUCAAUUGGGAAGGAUUGCGUGCGCGAACGCUGGAACCUCCCAUAUUGCCUCGAGUCCGCAAUGCCACCGAUACUGCAAACUUUGACGAAUAUCCACCCGAUGCAGAUCCACCACCACCAGACGAUGUCUCAGGAUGGGAUAACGACUUUUAAUCCAAAACUCCAUGAAUAGCCAGAAGGCUCUCUAUACCCCUGUUUGCCUAUCACCGGAUGACUGUGUGAUUGGCAGAGUAUAUUUUUAUAAUUAAUUUUAGCUAUUGACUACUCGCCUGUAGUAUUUCGUCUAAUAAAUAUCAUGGCGGGUUGGACUUGGAACAACACCAAAAUUGGACAGAUUGACUGCGAUUGCUUCGACAUGAAUUCUCAAUGAUCAUGGAAUAAUAAAAGAAUUGGUUCCUCAAUAAAAUAGGCGACGAUGAGGAAUUCGGAUUAUGGAGUUUGGAAAAGGACUAGUAUUCUUAUUUUCUUCAUUGAAAACUGGACGCUUCAGAAUGCAUGGAAUUCAAUGAAAGUUAUCUAGUAACCUUAUUUCCCCUUGACAUUCUACCUCGGCAUAAUUAUUUAUUCGGAAUUCCUUUGCAUCUACCAAUGAGAAUAGUCUACGAGUCGACUGACUAGGAUGCAAGAUUCAACUCCAUGCAUGUGGUGUCCUGGUCUCAGCGAUCAUAGAUUUGAUACUACUACGAAUUCAUACAAUCAGCAGUGAGUCUAGAUGUCCAAUUUCAAUAGAAAUAGUAUGCAACGUGUAACAUAUUCGCAAAGUAAUUUUAAUUAGGAAACAAGUGGGCCUAUGGUGAUAAAUUUAAGGCCAUACAGGUACGCACAUACCUAAAUGUAUAUGUUCACACCCUACACUAUGCAGACAAUCUGUUGGGUUUAAUUGUUAUUGUUUGUGUAGAAAAGAAAGAUAAUCUGUAUCCUCGAUUAUUACCAAAUUUCUCUAUUGGCUGACAAUGAGUAAACUGUUGAAAAGUGAGGUCUGAUAUUGAGAUUUGGAAAUACGAGUAGAUUUUGUUCUCUGUUUUCUCCACUUCUCUUCGCUUGUUCGUUAUACCUUGCCUAUCGUUAUUAUACCAAUUUUACGACACCUACUGAUCAAAUUACCUCCAAUUAGAUGUCUUUGAGGGGUGGAGCGAUAGCAAAAGUUGUUUUAUGACAUCAUCAAUGCUAUGAUCAUUUAUUCUUGUAAAUAAAUCGAAUACUUGAAUUAAGUUCAAAGACGACCAGACUGCAGCUAAUUAAGAAUUCUAGAAUUGAAUAUAAUAUUGAUUUAUAAAUGCCUAUACUUAGAUAAUUGGUGCAUCAAAGUCUUGCAAAAUAGUAUUGGAAUCGUGCCUUUUGUUUAACUAUUGAUCUGUUUGUUUGUUUUUUUUCUUUUCUAAUUAAAAAAACUGUGACUGUUAAUUCUUGUGAAAACAAAAAGAAUAACAACUACUUUUUAAUUGUAAAAACUUGAAACGCCCAUAUUUCGCAAAGCUAAAACAUUCAGACACAUGCCAGUGUGCUAAGUGCCAUUAUUACUUGUUAAAACUAUGUAAGUACGCAAGCAUGUAGCAAAAAAUAAUCACGCAGUAAAAGGAAGAAAAAAAAACUAACGUGAAAUUAUCAGCUCAAGUUCAAACAUUCUCUUGCCAUCUGCACUAGGAGCUGUCUAUUAUAAAUUC
Molecule: messenger RNA, 6229 nt
Organism: Athalia rosae (coleseed sawfly)
Lineage: Eukaryota; Metazoa; Arthropoda; Insecta; Hymenoptera; Athaliidae
Gene: for
Product: cGMP-dependent protein kinase, isozyme 2 forms cD4/T1/T3A/T3B
Exons: 10
Coding region: 2694-4718 (674 amino acids)
Biological process (GO): protein phosphorylation
Molecular function (GO): ATP binding; cGMP-dependent protein kinase activity
Source: RefSeq, a predicted model, not a curated record